GAAUUUGCAGUGGAUGUCCUAUUUUUCAAGGUUUGGAAUAAGAGCAGGGAUUUAAAAACAAUUGUGAAAUUGGAAGAAUCAGAAGACAACUUACUCAAUAAACUCAUUGGGAAAGCUUCAGAAAAACUAUAUCUGAAUGGAAUAAAACUUGUAUUGGAAAGUGAUGGCACAACUAUAGAUGAGGAUGAAAUAUUGAGAGUCAUCAAAUCUGAUGUCUUCAUCUUGCUACAACCCAAAGAGGAAUGGGAACCACCCCAACCGAACACUUCCACUUCGACUUCAAUCGGAGAAGUCAUCGAAUACGACUAUCAAAUAAGACAACUCAACAGAGAUUACAAUGCUUUUACCUGGGACAACUUUGAAAUAAAUUGGGAACAAUUUCCCAGUUACGUUUUGAGGGCAUGCACCAAAGGUAAAAGAGAAAAACAAGUCAUCACGCACAUCAUCCAUAGCAUAGUGAACAAAAUGCGUGAAAUCAAAACACACAUACCUACAUACGCAUUCAAGGUGGUCAGCAGGAAACUGAUUGAAAAAUACCCGAACAUGUUUUUAGACGUCGAUGAAGAUGGUGUAGUGAUUGCCGAUGGUUGCCAUUCUGUCUACAAGAAGCUGCAGGAUAGAAACAACUAUCUCAAUAGACCCUACAAGAGGAAACCGAGCCAUAAACGCAAUAAUUCACGUGAUCAUAGUAACAGACUAGGUACCAGGUCUGAUUGUAUGUUUUUGACACCCGACAAUGCUGAUGCUGCUACUGAAGCUACUGAAGAUUAUAAUGAUGAGGAUGAUGCCUUCUAUGAAAACUUGGAGAGAACUUUCACUGGACAAAGGAACUUCAUAAAGAGUAACCCAACUUAUGACGAGAUUAAGAAACAAUGGCCGGUUCUACUUAACGGUAGAGCCAUAAUAUGGCAUUUCAAUAAAUUGACGAAUUUGAAUUUAUAUAGAAUGGGAGAAAAAGUUGUUGAGAGGUAUCAGAAAUUUUUGAAGCUAGCAUACUCAUCGAAAAUUGAUGUCGCUUCCGAAGAAGAGCUCCUACAGAUUGUGAAAAUACUGUCUGUCUAUUUCAAGGAAGAUUUGAAUUGUUUCUAUGCUGAGUCCAAAACACUACCAAAAGAAGAAGCAAUUGAAGGAGUUUACCCUUAUAUUAUUGCAGUUCCUGAAAUCAUAAAACCAUACCAAUGUACUAAAUGCGACAAAAGCUAUACAACGAGGAGUGCUGCAAAUUACCACGAGUAUUAUAGAUGUAACAAACCACCUCAGUUCAAGUGUCAUCACUGCGAGAGAAAAUUCAGGCAUGGCAUAUCCCUGAAAGAUCACUUGUUCGUGCUACAUGGUGAAAAAGUGGGCAGACUCGAAAUGCGAAAAAUUGGCCGUACAAGGAAAACCUGAUAAAUUUUCGAUUCAGAAAUGAUUUCGCGAUUCGAUUUUCUAGGAAGAGCUAGAGUGCCACGAACAGCUCAUUCCACGCCUUUCGGAGAGUGUGGACACGCUUGUUAUGUUCAUAAACACCUUAACAAAAACAUGAUACAC
Messenger RNA from Phaedon cochleariae (mustard beetle), 1530 nucleotides. Lineage: Eukaryota; Metazoa; Arthropoda; Insecta; Coleoptera; Chrysomelidae. The record is from the annotation of a GenBank genome assembly.